Messenger RNA from Labrus bergylta (ballan wrasse), 2174 nucleotides. RefSeq names its product fibronectin type III domain containing 10 (gene fndc10). Lineage: Eukaryota; Metazoa; Chordata; Actinopteri; Labriformes; Labridae. The record is from RefSeq and is a predicted model, not a curated record.
ACCCACGCUCCCAUGCACUCUUUGGCGCGCGCUUCUCCAUGUGCACUCUCACACAGCAGGAAUCAAAGCCUUUACGUCAAGCCAGACAGGAAGAAGAAAGCGAAAUCUGAUGGCACGAUAGCUGAGUCCUCUCUGUCCCUCCACAAAAAAAAAAUUUUCAGAAACGUCUGCGAGUCAGAAUCCGCACCGGGGUGACUAAUCUCACAGUCGAGGCUUUUUCACAUCACCCUGUGAGCGUAUCCUCUGCAAGGUCAUCCUCGGAUCUCUUUCUUACUGGAUGAUAUUCUGUUUUUUUUUUCUUCUGUCGCAGAUGCACAUCCGCCCCUUUCGCCUAUGGAUGCGCUUUCCGGCUGCACUUGGAUUUCGCCUGUGUGCAAAGUAGGGCAGAGCUCAUGGCAGGCAUCAGAUCGCCAUGUACCAUCGCUCAUCUGAUCCACUUCGAGAGAGAAUAAUUCGAUGAGAGGGACUGAGAUGAAACCCCGACAAUUCCUGCUCGCCAUAUCGGCACUCCUGCUCUGCACAUUUCACCAGACAGCUGGCUCCAGCAGAUCUCAUCGCAGCAACUUAGCAUCUUCAAAAUCACUAUCAACAUCAUCCCCAUCAGAGGUGAGAGGCAGGAUUCAAUUGGGGACGCCCCCAAACUGGUUAAAACAGACUUUUAUCGGCUCCAACUAUAGCAAUCACAGCCACAAAAGUAGGCCAUCACCAAAACUUAAAGAGUUAACAAGCCAGGUGAAUAGCUUUUCUUUCAACACCAGCAGAGGCAAUGUUACUACUGUGGUAUCGAAGAGGUCUGGCAGGCGACCAAGCCAGAUCCCCGAGGAAGGAGAGUCACCUUUGUGUGCCUACCGAGUGAUCGAGGGAGGCAUUGGCGGGCAGUUGUGUUUUAGAAACACAUUGUCUGGGUACAAGUGUCAUAAGGCAGACUGCAGGACAGUGGUGUCUCUUGGGAAUCUGGUGGCAAAUAUUCUUAUCAAUGGCAGUGUACUGUUACAGUGGACCCAUGGGUCAGAAUCCACAAUUACUGGCCAGGAUAUAAAGACAAAAGAGACUGCUGCUGGUCAAAAAAGCAGUGAGAAUCUUGGAACCGAUUUAACAAGAGAAGGAACUAUAAGGUUAAGUUCUGUUUUCAGUGGACGUCGGCACAAACGAGGAGGCUAUGAACUAAGCUGCUGGUGGAAUGGAAGCUAUACCCAGUUUGAAUGUGCUGGUGUCCAUCUUGGAUCUGGCUGCAGGGACUUCCUCCUGACCGAGCUGCACGAGAACAUCCCCUACCGCAUCUGCUUGCGCUCCCUGGCCCACUCUGAUCCAGUUUUGAUAGCAGACCAGCAACGGGACUGUGUAGAGUUCACCCUACCACCUUCUGGGAUGCAGGACAUUGUGAUCGCCAUGACAACAGUUGGGGGAGCUAUUUGUGUGAUGCUGGUCAUCAUUUGCUUGCUAGUGGCAUACAUCACAGAAAACAUCAUGAGCCCCACAACACAGCAUACAUACUCCUACCGCACUCAUUCGCACCACUGAGGUUUUACUGCAUUCAAAAUGUACUGAGAAAAGAAAUAAUCUACAAUUAACAUCCAUGAUGACCAUAUCUAAUCUCGCAAUCAUAGUCACUCAUGGUCGGCAACGAUAAGUUUUAAAUAACCUCAUAAUUUGAUUUACAGAUCCAUUAUAACUGAAUUUAAGCACAAUCAACUGUGACUCUGCAAAAAAAAACAUGUCUUGCCAACCUUUGCGAGGAUGCUCUGAAUCCAAAGUACUGAUAACCUACAUUUACUAAUAUACAGUAGAUUACAGUGUUGUGUUUUUGUUUGAGUUGGUCUGUGAUUGAGUCUGUCAACCUAAAUGCUGACAGCAUUUAUAGAGCAAUACAAUUUGAACAUCCGAAACAGCAGUCUUUGCUACAUUGUGAAGCCUGUUAAACAUCGAGACCGGUCCCGUUUUUGCUGCUGGGAAAUAAAACUUUUCUGAAUGAAUUUUUUCUACUCUACAAAACAAUUCUAAAAUGUAGUUUUUCUUUCAGGUCUGUAUACAAUAUAUGUGUUGAUACCAUUUUGUGAAGGGCAAUGCAAUCUGGUGUACAAUCUCUAAAUGCUAAACAUCUCGAGUUAGAAUGCCUUCAUAUCAUGCUGUGAGUUAGCCUAAUAAAGUACCACGAGGUCAAUUGUGAUACAUUA